Messenger RNA from Pelobates cultripes (western spadefoot toad), 807 nucleotides. Lineage: Eukaryota; Metazoa; Chordata; Amphibia; Anura; Pelobatidae. The record is from the annotation of a GenBank genome assembly.
AUGGUGACCAUCAUGGCAGCUUCCAAUCUCAACACCCCUAUGUAUUUCUUUCUCUACAACCUGUCCUUCUUAGAUCUUUGCUAUUCCACGAUCAUAACACCAAAGAUGUUAGCCAACCUUUUGUCAGAUAAAAAAACGAUAACUUAUCCUCAAUGCAUACUGCAGAUGGUUUUAUUUGGGGCUUCAGUAACCAUUGAGUGUUUCUUACUUGGAAUUAUGGCCUAUGAUCGAUAUGUUGCUAUCUGUAAUCCAUUGUUAUAUGUGAUCGUUAUGAACAAGAGACUAUGUGCCCAGCUUGUAGCGUUUGCCUACCUUGGGGGCUAUUUUAAUGCCACAAUUCAUACAACUUGUACUUUUGAUUUGCCAUUCUGUAGAAGCAAUAAAAUAGACCACUUCUACUGUGAUGUGCCACCACUCCUGAAGCUCUCUUGCACCGAUACCACAACAAACGAACUCAUUAUGUUCAUAUUUGGUGGAUUUGCCGAAAUGAGCUCCCUCAUAACUAUUACUGUGUCCUACACCUAUAUCAUUUCUUCAAUUGUAAGUAUUAGUUCCCACCAAGGAAGGUCAAAAGCUUUUUCCACUUGUGCAUCGCAUCUUACGACUGUCAUUAUGUUUUAUGGGACGAUCAUGUUCAUGUAUUUAAGACCUUCCUCUACGUAUUCCAUGAGUCAGGAUAAAGUUGCUUCUGUGUUCUACACAGUGAUUAUUCCAAUGCUGAACCCACUAAUCUAUUCUUUACGAAAUAAAGAGGUAGCACGAGCACUAGUAAAGAUUAAGGAAAAACAGAUAUCAAGGUGGUUAUAG